Messenger RNA from Acanthocheilonema viteae, 309 nucleotides. The record is from the annotation of a GenBank genome assembly. Lineage: Eukaryota; Metazoa; Nematoda; Chromadorea; Rhabditida; Onchocercidae.
AUGAAUAAUCAGCCGAUUACAAACGAACAAACAGCAACAAAACAUAAAGAAUGGUUAUCUAAAAGUCAAAGAAUAAAGAUUGGAAAUAGUUGGAAUCGUGUUACUAAGGCAUUUGGAGAACGGCAUACAGCAUUCCAGGGACGUGGAUUUGACCCAGGAUAUUGGGAUACAUUUAAUGACUGCAUGAGGCAAACUGUUUCACUUUGGAGCAGGGAUACGUGGGACAUGCUGAUCUCAUUCGUAUUGCAGCCGUCACUCAUGACACAUAUUACGUCCGCAUUAGUGCUCCGCCCAUCGAACUGGACCUAG